GGACUGGCCUACUCUGACAUCACAACUGAAAGUGAAACUAAAAGAGGAGAAGGAGAGCCGCAUGUUGUUACUGUCUUUUACACUUCUGAAAGUUUUAUCAAAGUCAUCAAACACCAGACAUGGCUUCUGUUAUGACUGAGGAGAAUUUUAUUUGUUCAAUCUGUUUGAGUGUGUUCAUUAAACCUACGUCCAUUCCCUGUGGGCACAACUUCUGUUUGGGCUGUAUCACAAAGUACUGGAACACUACAAAUCAUGUAUUCCCAUGUCCACUGUGUAAAGAGGAGUUUUUUGGCAGACCAAAGCUUCGGGUUAACAGUCUCAUUGCUGAGAUGGCUGAAAAGUUUAAGAGCACAUUUCAACAAAAAUCUGACCCUGAACAAGCAGGAAAUGGAAAUGUGUUCUGUGAUAAAUGUGCAGGGGCAAAGGUCAAGGCCCUGAAGACCUGCAUAGUGUGUUUCAUGUCUUACUGUGAAACACAUCUGGAGCCUCAUCAGAGAAUUCUAUCCUUGAAGAAGCACAAGCUGAUUGAGCCGGUCGAGAACUUGGAGAGCAGGAUGUGUAAGACACAUGGCGAGUAUUUGGAGCUAUUUUGCCAGAAGGAUCAAGAGUUUUUGUGUCAGUCCUGUAAAGACAGUGACCAUACAACCCACAAGAUAGUGGCUCUAGAGGAGGAGGCUCAAGUGAGAAAAACUCAGCUGGUAAGAGAAAAGAAACACACAGAUCAGAUGAUCGAGGAACGUCUGCAGAAAAUUUGGGAGUUUCAAAACUCAAUGAAGGCUAACAGAGAUAAUGCAGCUGAGGUACUGUCAUGCAGCCUGCGUGUGAUGACUGCUGUGGUGGACUACAUGAAGAGGAGCCAAGCUGAGCUGAGUGAAGUAAUUGAGAUGAAGCAGAAAAAAACUGAAAAGGAGGCAAAAGGAUUCAUUAAAGAACUGGAGGGAGAAAUUAUGCAAAUAAAGCAGCAAAGCUUGCAGCUUAAUCAGGUCUCACUUGACGCCGACCCCUUCACACUCCUUGAGAAAUUCAUUUCUCUUACCAUCAUGCCGCCCCAGGUUAAGGAGUGGUCUGACGUGACUCUGAACAGAGACCAGUUUAUAGCGCAGGGAGCCUGGGCUAAGCUGGAGACAACAAUCAUGAGAGAAAUAAGUAUGGUGUGUGAUCCCGACCUGAAAGAAAAGCAGCAGCAUGCUGUAGAUGUAAGUCUGGAUCCUGACACAGCAAACCUCUAUCUCACUGUCUCUGCAGAUGGGAAACAAGUCACACAUGGAGACAGAAAGAGAAACCUCCCAGACAAACCGGAGAGGUUUGGGAACGUCUUCAAUGUUUUGGCAAAAGAUGGUUUCUCUGCAGGAAAAUUUUACUAUGAGGUCCAGGUUAAGGACAAAACACAAUGGAAUUUAGGACUUGCAAACCAGUCCAUCAACAGAAAGGGGGAUAUGCGGCUUAGCCCCAUGCAUGGCUACUGGACUAUUUGGCUGAGGAAUGGACAUGAGUUUCAAGCCAAUGCGGGCCCUGCCGUUAACCUCCCUGUGAGGGAGAGGCUUCAAAAAGUCGGGGUGUUUGUGGAUUACGAGACGGGCCAAGUUUCCUUCUAUGAUGUGGAUGCCAGGGCUCACAUCUACUCUUUCACCGGAUGUAACUUCACUGAGAGAAUCUUUCCAUUCUUCAGCCCCAGUGUUAACGAUGGCGGCAAAAAUUCAGCCCCCUUGAUCAUUACUCCUGUCAAAUACGAAAACUGAGUUUUUAUUUCACUUUCAGGAUUUGUGAAAGAAGGAGAGACGGGGGAAAGAUCACAAUAGUAGCGCGCUGAAAUGUUUUCAUUUGUGAAACUCCAAUGUGUCAUUCUGGAGGUCCCAUCCAUCAGCGUCAGUCACUGCGUGUUGCCUGUCACACAGACAGCUGUAGAUCUCCAACAGAGUCCCCAAGCAACCAUCAGGACAUUCACUACAUGCACACAUACACAAACCUCUAAGAUGCCAAUAUAGCCCUACGUCUCUCUGGGUUACAAAAAACCUUCAUGAGCCUACUGUUAAUUUUGAUACAUUUUGCUGUGUUUGCCUGCCACUGUGGCCAUACAGAUACCAGAGCUACUGCAGGUCAAGUAGUAAUAUUUAAUCACAUUUGCUUUGUGUUGCUUGGAGUGCCACAUAUCAGCACUGUUUACUAAUGACAUGAUAGACAGGCUUAAAGUGCUCUUAUUAUUCAGCUCUUCUAAUGUGGCUCUGGAUAAGAAUUAUUUUUGCCACAAAUUAAUGUGUUCAGUUUAAAGGCUGGUUAUUAAAUUUAUCAGGCACAAUACUGGAGCCUAACUGGCACAUAAUUCCUGGCCUCUAAUUAAAAUUAGCCAAACCUGCAAGGUGCAGGCUUUUCAAGUUUAAAUGCAGAAAAUCUACCUAAUUAGAAGAACCUUAGUAACCUUUUAUUGAGCAGAGACAAUUAAAAUCUGUUUGUUCUUGUUUUAGAAUAGUGUAUCUUUAUUGUUAUGAUGCUGUGAUGUUACGAUGCUUAUGACAGUGACUUGGGCGUGUGUCUCUUAAUUGAAUCUCAUCUGGACAUCAAGUCAGGAUAAAGGAGGACAGGAGCACUAAAGUUGGUUAGGCCCACUGGAUGUUGAAUCAUUCAGAUGGAAGAGUCCCCAUGGAUGAAAGCUGCUGGAUGAAAACCUGGCACUGUAUUUUAAUUAAUAGUUUUAUAAUAUUUUAUCUUGAUGACCACACAGUUUUUGACAUUAUUUAAUUAGCUUAAGAUAACCUCCUAACCUGUUAAUUAAGGUUAUGGAGGAAAAAAAAACAAAAGUGGAAUUAUAAGGUGUCAAAUAACAGUAGCGAUACAUCAUACACAUUUGAUAUAGAAGUGCUGACAGAUUAUAUUAGUGCUGAAACAAUAUGUAAAAUAUAUUAUUAGUUGAUAAACACAAAGUUAAUCUACAACAAUUUUGAUAAAUAAUUAAUCAGUGAAGUCAUUUAUAAAAAGAAAAUGUGUUUGUAUCUGCUGUUUCCAGCUUCUCAGAUGCUAAGAUGUGUCACUGUUCUCCAUUAUGUAUCACUGUAAAUCAAAUAUCUUUGACUUCUGAACUGCUCAUAUGACAAAAAGAGUAAUUUUUGAGGAUGCAAGUUUAAGCUCUGAGAAAGUGUGAUGGCAUUUGCUCUUCUUUCUGACAUUUUAAUGCUCUUUAAAAUGAUUAAUUGUAGAAAUAUUAAAUAUCAAACAUCAUCAUCUAAUUUGAUGAUGAGAAUGUAGCUCCAGUCUGUAUACAGCACUGUGCUGGAUUGGAUACUGUAGUCACUAAAUACUGUAGUGUGUUCAAUUGACUGUGUGAUGUCCACCAUCUGAUGUUUGACUGAAACUCUAUCACUGAAGAAUCUAAUAAAUGUGAUUUAGGAA
Lates calcarifer (barramundi perch) is the source of this 3384-nucleotide messenger RNA. RefSeq names its product E3 ubiquitin-protein ligase TRIM21. Bases 120 to 1739 code for a protein of 539 amino acids. The record is from RefSeq and is a predicted model, not a curated record. The transcript has 2 exons. Lineage: Eukaryota; Metazoa; Chordata; Actinopteri; Centropomidae. Gene Ontology annotation, molecular function: zinc ion binding; protein binding.